UGGACCAGGUUGCUCAAAGCCACAUGCAGCCUGGCUUUGAACACUUUGAGGAACAGGAUCUCUGGAUGUUUCAGAAUGUUUGGUAUUGCUUUUGCAGCUCUUCUCCCACAGGUGGUGUGGUGCUCUGCAGAGCAAACGGGACUCUGAGCAUGCCCUGGGGCUCCAGGCAGGAGGGCACCUGCCCAGCCUGGCUGUGGGAGCUUCAGUUCAGGGUUUUUUCCCUCAGGACACAAGAACAGGGGUGUCUAUGCUGUAACAAUUCCUCUAAAUCAUCGUGUCCCCUCAGCUGUGCUGCCUGUGGGUGUGGGGUGAGAGGGUUACCAGGAAUCCUUUUGGUCUGUGGGAUGGAUUUGAAGGAGAACACCCCAGGGCCCUUCCUGUGCUGGGCAUGGGCAGGCUCCACCUGCCCCCAAAGCCCUGACUUGCUCUGGAGGUGUGCCUGAGCAAUUUGGGUCUGCUCUGCAUUCCCUCCUGCCAUCAGCUGGCCUCUGUGUGAAUGAGGAGGUACAAGCUGUGCAAAGCUGCUCUCCCUCUUUGGGGUGUCUAAUAAAGGAUUCCAGUUACUCUGAAGCCAUCAGAAGACUUAGACACACACAUUCCCUUUCUGUCCCCAACUGCCUGUUCCACAGGAUCUUGUGGGAACUUGGUAAAUCUGAAUCCUUUGUCCCUCUGCCAAAGCUCCAGGAAUACUGGCUGCUGGGGAGCUGGACACACAAGCACUGUGUGCUCUUACAAGCUCCUGGUGUAAAGAUGUCAGGCUAAAAUCAGGUAUUUCAGUUGCUAAGCUUUGAUUUUCCACUUCUAACCAAAUGAGCUGUGUCAUUUCAGCCCUGAGGAAGCUGGCCACUGUUCCUCUCCACUUCCAAGCCCUGAUUUGGAUGAAAUUGUCUUAAAUCAAUAAAGGGAAUAGUGAAGCUCAUUGCAGGAGAUGCAUCUUCAUUAAUCUAUUGUCAUUUGGUAUCACCAGGCAGGGAACUGUCCUCUUUCUUCCUCGCAAUAUGUCAGAUUUUUUUUGUGGCUUUGAGAAUGUUCCUUCUUUUCCUUCCUCCUCGUAUCUGUCUGUGAUUGUUUUCUGACCAGCAUUCAUCGCUUCUCAGGGAAUCGGUGCCUUUCAGAUCACCUUAAAGAAAACCCCAAAACCAGAUGUGAACAACCUCCAGAGCUAACAAAGCACCAGCAGGAGGCUGGGGCUGCCCAGCAGGGCAUGGGUGAGAGCAGCUCUGCUCUGCCUGCUGCUCCCCCUCCUUCUCCCACCUCCUCCAAGCUCGGCCCCUCUCGCCUUGCUCCAGCUGGAGCCACAGGUUUAUCUGGAGGCGAGGAGUCUCUGCUCUGUAAGCUGAGACCUGGGAGGAGGAGGAGGGAUCUGCUGGACCCUGAGGAGAAAGGGUUUGGCUGCCCUGGAGGAAAGGGAGAGAGGCAGAGCCUGGGCACCAUGGCUGGAUUCUCUGCUCUUGGGCUCCUCUCCCUGUGUCAGCUCUUGGCCACAGCAUCAGCUCAGUCCCUUCCGAGAAUUGGACCACAAGGCCCUCCUGGACCACGAGGACCCCCUGGACCAUCUGGCAAGGACGGCAUUGAUGGAGAGCCAGGCCCUCCUGGUUUGCCAGGCCCACCAGGGCCAAAAGGUGCACCAGGGAAGCCUGGAGCUGCAGGUGAAGCUGGAUUGCCUGGCCUUCCUGGAGUGGAUGGUUUAACAGGAACUGAUGGCCCCCCUGGCCCAAAUGGGCCUCCAGGAGACCGUGGUGCAUUAGGACCUGCUGGGCCACCUGGACCAGCUGGCAAAGGACUACCAGGACCUCCAGGGCCUCCAGGACCCAGUGGGCUCCCAGGUGGACAUGGAUUUCGGGGCCCUUCUGGACCUUUUGGUCUGCCAGGAUUCCCAGGGCCUCCUGGACCACCUGGGCCUCCUGGUCUUCCAGGUGCCCUUCCUGAUGGCGGUGGGGACCUUCAGUGCCCAGCCCUGUGCCCACCAGGUCCCCCAGGCCCCCCAGGAAUGCCAGGCUUCAAGGGACACACUGGUCACAAAGGGGAGCCUGGUGAAGUAGGAAAACAAGGAGAGAAGGGUAACCCUGGCCCUCCCGGCCCUCCUGGAAUUCCCGGCGGUGUUGGCCUGCAGGGCCCAAGAGGACUAAGAGGCCUCCCUGGUCCAAUGGGUCCAGCCGGCGACAGAGGUGACAUUGGAUUCAGAGGCCCACCUGGAAUCCCAGGACCUCCAGGGAAAGCUGGGGACCAAGGGAGCAAAGGACCUCAGGGAUUCCGGGGGCCCAAAGGUGACACUGGUAAACCUGGACCAAAAGGAAACCCAGGGGCUCGUGGACUCAUAGGAGAACCUGGAAUGCCUGGCAAGGAUGGGCGGGAUGGAGCUCCUGGACUCGAUGGUGAGAAGGGUGACACAGCUCCCAUGGGUGCUCCCGGAGAGAAGGGACCAAAUGGACUUCCUGGUCUGCCUGGAAGAGCAGGUAUUAAAGGCUCAAAGGGUGAACCAGGCAGCCCUGGAGAGAUGGGAGAGGCAGGUCCCUCAGGAGAGCCGGGCAUCCCUGGUGAUGUUGGCAUUCCUGGUGAGAGAGGCCUGCCCGGACCCAGAGGAGCAACUGGACCACUUGGCCUCCAAGGCCCCACGGGAGCCCGAGGUGUCCGAGGUUUCCAGGGGCCCAAAGGUGCCAGUGGUGAGCCUGGCCUUCCUGGCCCGACUGGGAUCCGUGGAGAGACAGGUGACAGGGGUCCUGUUGGUGUUCCUGGUCCGAAGGGGAACCAGGGCAUUGCUGGAGCAGAUGGCCUGCCAGGUGACAAAGGAGAGCUGGGUCCCUUUGGACCCCCUGGCCAAAAAGGAGAGCCAGGAAAAAGAGGAGAACUUGGUCCAAAAGGUGUCCAAGGACCUAACGGGACAGCUGGAGCACCAGGGAUCCCAGGACAUCCAGGACCCAUGGGUCACCAGGGAGAGAGGGGUGUCCCUGGCAUCACAGGAAAACCUGGACCUCCUGGAAAAGAGGCCAGUGAACAACAUAUCAGAGAACUCUGUGGGGAAAUGAUAAAUGAGCAAAUUGCACAGUUGGCUGCUAACCUGAGGAAGCCCUUGGCUCCUGGAAUGACGGGACGGCCUGGCCCAGCCGGGCCCCCAGGUCCUCCUGGAACCACGGGAAGUGUUGGGCAUCCUGGUCCUCGGGGGCCUCCUGGAUACAGAGGGCCAACAGGAGAGCUUGGUGAUCCUGGGCCCAGAGGUGACACCGGUGAAAAGGGAGAUAAAGGACCUGUUGGCCAAGGCAUCGAUGGGCCUGAUGGUGACCAAGGGCUGCAGGGACCACCUGGUGUGCCUGGAAUUACCAAAAACGGCCGUGAUGGUGCUCAGGGUGAACCCGGGCUGCCAGGGGAUCCUGGGACUCCUGGGACUGUUGGGGCUCAGGGAACUCCAGGAAUAUGUGACACGUCGGCUUGCAUGGGAGCUGUUGCUGCAUCAACUUCCAAAAAAUCAUAAACCAACAGUACAAGAAGUGAAGAAGUGACUGAAUAUUUAAAUAAACAGUGCAUUGUAAGAAAACAGAAUCCUUCUAGUGCUAAAAGGACAGAUGCUCCUUCUAUUCUAUUAAGUGGAGACUUUGACACAGUUCUAUGAAAAAGAAAGCAUCAGAUGAAAACUUUAAUUAAAAGAUGCUUUAUGACUAUCUUUUCCGCCCCCCAAUUAUUUUCCAGAAUUUUUACUGCUAAACAACCUCACCUUUCCUUCUUCCCUUUGCUCAAGAGACCUGCAGGAGGAAGCAUUGCUCCUUUUUACCAUCACCCCCCAUGUACUAAAGAUCACGACUUUUUGCUAAGAAAGUUUGAGCCUUUUCCACUGAAUUCCUUGGUGCUGCUCCCACUGACUUCAGUCCUGCAGGUUUGUGCACUCAGACACGUUGUUAAGGCACUCAGGCACCGAGCUGCCUCUUCCAUCAGUGGAAAUCAGGCAUUUCAAUAUCCUGUAUUUUAACAUCUGAACCUUCUGGCCUAAGGAAUGACCAUUGCUUUAGUCUGUGCUGCCAGUUAGAAAUUUUCAGAUUGCACCUCAAACAUUUGCCAAGACUAGUAAACAGUAAUCCUCUUGCAAGCAAAUUCUGCAAAAGGAGUAAUGUAAAUAUUUUAAUUUCCAGGGAAGAAUUUUUGUAUAUUUCCAUAUGAUAACGAAGGAAAUGAAGUAACAGCAUUUUCAUGACCUCUACAUCAGCUAUUUGCACAGUAAUUGUGAUGGAACCCCGCCUAAGAACGGAUGCUCUUUUAAACUCCAGCCAAAACCACCUGUAUGAACUGUUGUAAAAAUAAAAGGAGAUUUUUUUUAA
Parus major (Great Tit) is the source of this 4307-nucleotide messenger RNA. RefSeq names its product collagen type IX alpha 3 chain (gene COL9A3). Lineage: Eukaryota; Metazoa; Chordata; Aves; Passeriformes; Paridae. The coding region runs from base 1205 to 3469 and encodes 754 amino acids. The transcript has 32 exons. The record is from RefSeq and is a predicted model, not a curated record.